This is a messenger RNA of Erpetoichthys calabaricus (reedfish), 5270 nucleotides long. RefSeq names its product mannose receptor, C type 2 (gene mrc2). NCBI's taxonomy places the organism in Eukaryota, Metazoa, Chordata, Cladistia, Polypteriformes, Polypteridae. Bases 192 to 4571 code for a protein of 1459 amino acids. The record is from RefSeq and is a predicted model, not a curated record. Gene Ontology annotation, molecular function: signaling receptor activity. The transcript is spliced from 30 exons.
GCGUCAACGUCUCCUCCUGCGGCGCGUGCUGACGCAGCGUCUGCUCGGCGCGCGGCCACUCGGGGUCGGCAGGGGACGUGGAGACCGAGAGACGCUCACUCGCUCACUUUCCUGACUGGCGCGCGGUCGGUCGGUCGAUCGCUCGCAGGCACACACUCGUCGCCCUUCGCCGGUGGAAGCAAGCUUGAGCCAUGAGGACUCGCGGCCGGUACGCCUUCGCCCGCGCCUGCUGGGGAUGCGCCGUGUUGUGCGCGCUCGUCGGCGCCUCAGAUUCAGGUGUGUUCCUCAUCUACAACGAUGGCAUGCAGGGCUGCCUGGAGGCCAGAGAUUCAAGUGUGUCGCUGUCACGGACCUGUAACACUUCGGCAGGUGCCCAGCAGUGGAAGUGGGUGUCGAGGAAUCGUCUCUUCAAUCUGGGCACCGCUCAGUGUCUUGGGGUCUCCGGAUCCAAUUCUACCUCGGGUCCCCUGGGCUUGUACAGAUGUGACAAGGAGUCGGCCAAUAUGCGGUGGAGCUGUGGCACCCUGGGAGAUGUGCUCACCCAGACUAUUUCCUUACCAAGCGCCAACGGCUCCUUCAGCCCACCCGAGCGUGGCGACAAGGGACACAGCAGUCAGUGGAGGAUCUUUGACUCCAGCCAGGAUCUCUGUGCCAAGCCCUACCAAGAAAUCUACACCAUUCAGGGCAACUCCCAUGGGAAGCCGUGCACCAUCCCCUUCAAGUAUGACAACCUGUGGUUUCAUGACUGUACCAGCACAGGCCGCGAAGAUGGCCAUCUGUGGUGUGCCACAACUAUGGACUAUGGAAAAGAUGAGCGGUGGGGCUUCUGUCCCGUUCAGGGUUCUGGCUGUGAGGCCUUCUGGGACAAAGACCUGGUGACGGGCAGCUGCUACCAGUUUAACUUCCAAUCGACGCUGUCGUGGAGUGAAGCCCGGGUGAGCUGCCAACAGCAAGGGGCCGAGCUGCUGAGUAUCAAUGAGAUCCACGAGCAGACGUACAUCAACGGUUUGCUGACCGGCUACAGUUCCUCCCUAUGGAUCGGUCUCAAUGAUCUGGACAUCAAUGGAGGCUGGCAGUGGUCAGACAGCUCGCCGCUGAAAUACCUCAACUGGGAGGCAGACCAACCUGACAACACAGAGGAGGAGAACUGCGCCAUCAUCAGAACCGAGUCUUCUGGGCGAUGGCAGAACAAAGACUGUGGCAUUGCUCUGCCCUACGUCUGUAAGAAGAAGCCCAAUGCCACCCUGGAUCCAUUUCACACUGACUCCUGGGCCGACCAGAAGACCGAGUGCGAUGGGGCCUGGCAGCAGUUUCAGUCGAGCUGCUACUACCUUAAUACACAGAAGUUGAGCUGGCAGGAUGCCAGAAAGAAUUGCUUGACCAUGGCAUCGGACCUGGUGAGCAUCCACACCCUGCCAGAGCUCGAGUUCAUCAUCAAGAACAUGAAGCAAGGUGCGGACGAGCUGUGGGUUGGGCUGAGUGACGCCAAGCAGCAGAUGAACUUUGAGUGGUCCGACCACACACCGGUGCUUUUCACUUACUGGCACCCGUUUGAGCCCAACAACUUCCGUAAUAAUCAGGAGGACUGCGUCACCAUGUGGGGGCCGGAAGGUCGUUGGAAUGACAGUCCCUGUAACAUGAGCCUGCCAUCGAUUUGUAAGAAAAGCGGCCGGCAGAGCGACAAGGGAGAGGAAGAGCACGGGUGCAAGAAGGGCUGGAAGUGGCACAGUCCAUCCUGCUACCAGCUGGGUGAAGAGCUGCUUACCUUCGCGGAAGCCAGCAAGGUGUGCAGUGGACAGGCGGCGGGACUUGUCACCGUCACUAACAGGUUCGAACAAGCCUUUGUCAGCAGCCUUCUGUAUGGCCGCUCGGGAGACUACAUCUGGACGGCUCUCCAGGACCAAAACAGGACGGGGACGUUUCGGUGGCUCGGUGGCGUUGAGGUCACCUACACCAACUGGAACAGAGAGCAGCCAGGCUAUCGCAAGGGAGGCUGCGUUGUCAUGGCGACGGGCAGCUCCACGGGGCUCUGGGAGGUGAAGGACUGCGACACCACCAAGGCCAAAUACGUCUGCAGACAGACCCUGGGGUCCGCCACGAGCCCCGCUCUCCCAGUGCCAGCUCCCACUCCCAGUGUGUCGGGCUCCUGCCCCCAGGGAUGGGGCAGCUCUGGCACGCUGCACCACUGCUACAAGGUCUUCCACUACCAGCAAGUCCAAGGCAAACUCAGCUGGCUGCAGGCCCACCUCUUCUGCCGGGAGCGCGGUGCCGAGCUACUGAGCAUCGCCAACUUCGAGGAGGAGCAGUUUGUCUCCCAGCUGCUGCACGACCUCUUUGGGUCGUCGGAGGACCACGAGCAGCACUGGUUCUGGAUUGGCUUGAAUCGCCGGAAUCCUCUGGACAACGGGAGCUGGAAAUGGAGUGAUGGCUUAGGGUUUGCCUACCACAACUUUGGGCGCCACUAUGAAUACGACAUCCGCCAGUGUGCUGUGACAGACCUGGGCACCAUGCAGUGGCUGCCAAUGCAGUGCGAGUCGGAGUUGGACUGGAUCUGCAAAAUUCCAAAAGGAAGCAUCGUGAAAGAGCCAGAAGUGACAGAAGACCCAAAGCUCAAGGAGUGGGUGACAUUCCAGGACGCCGAGUACAAAUUCUUCGACCAUCACGCCACGUGGCUGCAGGCGCAGCGCAUCUGUACCUGGUUUGGUGCGAGACUGGCAUCCAUCCACUCGCAGCAGGAGCUCAGCUUCUUAGGGCAGACCAUCCAGAAGCUCUUCCGAACGCAGGACCAGCACUGGUGGAUUGGACUUCACACGUAUCAGAAUGACGGCCGCUUCAGGUGGUCUGACCGCUCCGUCUUGAACUUCGUGUCCUGGGCCUCUGGGAAGCCACAGCCUCCUGGAAGGGAGAAGAGAUGCGUCUACUUGACUGCCAGCAGGGAGGACUGGGGGGAUCAGAAGUGUACGACGGACCUGCCGUACGUCUGCAAGCGCAGCAACAGCACCAGCGCCAUCCCCGUCCUGCCACGGCCGGCCUCUCCGACCCCCGGCGGGUGUCCACUGGGCUGGUCGCCGUUCCUCAGUAAGUGCUUCAGACUCCACGGCCAGACUCCGCAAGAGAGGGGCACGUGGCUGACCGGCCUGGCCACUUGUGAGAAACAGGGAGGAAUCCUGGCGACCAUCUCCAACCAUCUGGAGCAAGCCUUCAUCACUACACUCCUCCCCAAUGUCACCUUUGACUUCUGGAUUGGCCUGAGGGACAUCAACAAUGAAUUCCAGUGGUUGGACAAGGAGCCUUUGACGUACGUGAACUGGGCGCCGGCUGAGCCAUCGGCAUAUCGCACAGCUCCCGAUGUCCCUGGACCGACGACGUGCACUGUGCUCCGCCACGGAGACCCCAUCCAGCACACGGGAUUCUGGGAUGACAGGAGCUGUCAGGACGAGAAGCACGGCUUCAUCUGUCAGAGGAAGAAAGACGUCUCCCUGCCCAGCCCUGUGAACACCUGCUGCCCGCCUGACCUCGCCUCUCCGCUGCGUUUCCAAAAUCAGACCUACUGGGUCAUCCAGAAGCCGCUGAGCUGGGAGGAGGCAGUGCUGCUCUGCGAGAGUCGCAAUGGGAGCCUGGCAAGCGUGAGGGACCCCUACCAGCAGGCGUAUCUCAGCCAGCUUGUGAACGUCCUGGACGUGCAGCUCUGGGUGGCACUGUACAGCGAUGGGGCUCAGAGCUUCUCCUGGCUGGGGGGGCACCCUGUGACCUACGCCAACUGGCAGGAUGGAGAGCCCGAAAGGUUCUCGGGAUGCGGCUACAUGGGCGUGGAUGGAAAGUGGGUUACCACCCUUUGUGAGGCCAAAGUGGGGGGGGCUCUGUGCGAGAACAGCUCAGGCUCGACCCACAAGUUCAGCUAUGGCGGAGUCUGCCCACACUCGCUUGCUGAUUCGUCCUGGGUGCCGUUCCGCGAGUACUGCUACGCCUUCCACUUGGAGAAGCUGGUGACGCCCAAGGAAGCUGGCAAGAUGUGCCACCGAGUGGGAGCAGACCUUUUGUCCAUCAAGGAUGAGACGGAGAACCUGUUUGUGUGGGAGCACAUCCAGAGCGUCCCAACCCAAUCGCAGGGCGCCUGGCUCGGCCUCGUCUACAGCCCCAAAGAGGGCAGCCUGGUGUGGCCAGACAGCGUGGUGGUCCAGUACACCAACUGGGGCCAGAUGGACACCAAUCCCAGCAUGCUCAGCCCCAACACCUGCUUCUGGAUCCUCCGCAGCAAUGGCAUCUGGGGCUUGGGUUCUUGCACCAAUGUGACCCUGGGCGUGGUCUGCAAAAUGCCACGUGUUACGGACCCUCACUUCUCCCGAUACCCUGUCCAGGACAACAAGACGGUCAUUGUGGUGGUCGUCCUGGCGACGCUGGCUCUCUGCCUCUUCCUACUGGCCAUUAUCUACCUGUACAGGAAACGGGCGGGCAGCAGGGGGCGAGCGUUUGAAAGUGCCCGCUACAGCCGCACCAAUUCUGCCCCCAGUGAGGCAGCUGAGAAGAACAUCCUGGUGUCCGACAUGGAGAUGAACGAACAGCCAGAGUAACAGCACUGGGCAUGCGCCCCAUGAGGAGCACAUCCAUGGCCUCCAAGACAACUGGGACACUUUGUGAACGUAGGGGAGACGACGCUGUGCCUUGGUGGUGACAGCAAGUGCCCGACUGCCCGCACCUUCUUUCUUGCUCCAGUGUAUAGAAUGCAUGCAUAGCUUUAGACGUUUGGCUUUACCUGCUUCUCCCAGAUGCCCGUAGCAUUCCUUGCUCCCAGGUGGCAGUGGGCCACAGCGCCUGCCUGAACAUGUCGCUGUGGCACAAAAAGGACCAAAUAGGAAGAAUUGCUGUGAAACUUGGCAGAGAUGGCGGGCCUGAAAGGAUCUUGGGCUGCUGCUUCUCGUUUUGCCCAAAGUGGGCAUCCAGCAGGGUGUGCUGUGACCGUCGAGCUGUGGGGCACGUCCCAGCUGCAGGCACCAAUGGGCACAGUCCUCUCCUUUGGGCAGCACUGUCAAGAAGAAGUGCAAUAUAAAGCGCCUGCCGCACCCUCCUCCUCCUCCUCCUCGCUUGACGCCACGGGGCAAGGCACACGCGUCCUUCGGCUCUCCUCGUUGUUCUGGUCGCUGUGACUUUUCUAUGUUUGCUUAAACGAACAUUUCAACGAUGUCGAGUAUCAAAGUGUUUUAAUGCAAUUUUCUACAAUUUUUUUAACUGAUCAUGUUUUUAAUAAAAAUGUAAAGUCCUGUGAAUAGCAA